AUGAGAGUUGAAGAUGAAAAUCAUGAAGGUGCAAUCUACCUGGCGCAUCAUCCAGUUAUCAGAGAAGACAAAGAUACUACAAAAAUUAGAGUAGUCUUUGAUGCCUCAGCAAAGGGUACCGGUGGUUUCUCAUUAAAUGACUGUAUGAUGAUAGGACCCGUAUUACAACCAGAUCUUCGUAGUAUAAUCAUCAGGUGGAGAAUACAUAAAUUUUGCGUGAUCGGUGAUAUAAUCAAAAUGUACAGGCAAGUAAGGGUAACAGAAGACCACGCAAACUUGCAACGUAUAGUGUGGCGAAACGAAGAAAGCGAAGAAGUUAAGAGCUACAAACUAAUGAGAGUUACCUUUGGCACCGCUGCUGCACCUUACCUUGCCGUAAGAACAUUAUGUCAGCUAGCUCAGGAAGAAGCGGAAGAAUAUCCUGAAACUGCAUCUGUAAUAAAAAAUUCUUUUUACGUCGAUGAUUUAAUGUCUGGUAAUGAAGAUAUAGAUAAAACGAAAGUUAUGUGCGAAGAAAUUAAAAUGAUACUAAGAAAGGGGGGAUUCGAAAUGCAAAAAUGGUCCAGCAAUUGUGACGAAUUAUUAGAUUUUUUACAAGAGAGGGAAUGUACUAUGAAAGAAAAAUUAGAUAUAAAACUAGACAAGGUUAUAAAAAUUUUAGGUUUGACAUGGGAUAGAAAAGAUGAUAGAUUUAAAAUAACUGUAAACUUACCUGAAGUAGAGGGUCCCAUAACAAAGAGAUCAGUCCUUUCCGAUGUAGCUCGCCUAUUCGACCCAUUUGGUUGGUUGUCUCCAGUAGUAAUAUCAGCAAAAAUAUUAAUACAAAAAUUAUGGAUCUGUAAUUUAGGUUGGGAUGAUGUAUUACCGCCACAUUUGAUUGAAGACUGGUUGAGAUAUAGGAAAGAGCUGAUUCAUUUACAACACAUUUCUUUACCACGGUGGUUUAAUACAACGGCGCAAAACUUGAAAGACAUGGAAAUACAUGGAUUUGCAGAUGCAUCAGUAAACACAUACGCUGCGGUUGUCUAUCUCAAGGUAAUUAAUAACGCGUCAAUACAUGUUAUGAUAAUCGCAUCGAGGACUAAGGUUGCACCUUUGAAGCAAAUAUCUGUUCCUAAAUUGGAAUUAUGUGCGGCAGCUUUACUAACAGAACUCAUGAGUGAUGUUGUUGAUCUAUUGUCCAUCCGUAAAGAAAAAAUUUUUGCUUGGUCCGACUCAACGGUAGUUCUAUCAUGGUUACAAUCGGAACCAAGCCGGUGGCGAACAUUCGUAGCAAAUAGGGUGGCUGAGAUAACACGGGUAUUAGACAACAAUCACUGGAACUACGUACAAUCUUCUGACAACCCGGCUGAUCUAGCAACAAGAGGAAUUAAAGCGCAUGAUUUGGCUAAUCAAGAUAUUUGGUGGUCUGGUCCCGACUGGCUUAAACAAAUACAAAUAGAAAAGGACAGAUUGGAAAUUCCUCAAACAGAAUUAGAAAGCAAGAACGCAUUUCAUAGUUAUUUUGAAGGAGAACCGAUUUGGCAAAGAUUUUCUUCGUUGUCAAAAAUGAAACGAGUUUUAGCAUACUGCAGAAGGUUAUUGCCGAACAAAGGCAAAAAGGAAAAGUUCUUAACAGUUGAUGAAAUGAAUUUAAUAGAAACAAGAUGCGUUAAAUUUUAUCAAGGACAAAUGUAUAGACAAGAGGUAGAGUGCUUAAAAAAGGACGGAAGAGUGCGAAGUGGAAGCUCAUUGGCCAAUUUGACACCCUACUUAGAUGAACAUGGAUUGUUGAGGGUUGCAGGACGAUUGAAUAAUGCAGAGUUUUUAUCGACGAAUACUAAGCACCCAAUUAUCAUACCAGCAAAGCAACAUGUUACCAGACUUAUAAUAAACGACGGUCAUGCAAAAACCUUACACGGGGGCGUACUGCAAACGAUGGCCUUUAUAAGACGCAAGUUUUGGGUCAUCAACCUAAAGUCAGCUGUAAGAGGAUUUAUCCGUAAUUGUACAACAUGCAUAAGAGACAAGGCUGAAACGAAGCAACAGCUGAUGGGACAAUUGCCUGCACCGAGGGUGACUCCAUCUCGUGCGUUCUCCAGCAGUGGUGUAGAUUAUGCAGGCCCUAUACAAGUAAGGACAUCAAAGGGUCGAGGUCAUAAGUCUUCAAAGGGCUACAUUUGUCUUUUCGUGUGUAUGUCGACUAAGGCAAUACAUUUGGAAUGUGUCACCGACCUUACUUCGCAAGCAUUUAUUGCAGCUUUUCGAAGAUUUGUCGCAAGACGAGGCCAUUGUUCACAUUUGUGGAGUGACAACGGCACUAAUUUUGUAGGCGCUGCAAAAGAACUGAGACGUAUGUUUGAAGUUGGUAAGAACAACAUGGCUAAAGAAAUAGCUGAACUUUUAGCCAACGACGGCACCACUUGGCACUUUAUACCACCCAAAGCUCCAAAUUUCGGCGGUUUAUGGGAGGCCGGUGUGAAGUCCGCCAAACAGCAUCUUUCUAGAAUAAGUGGUGCAACUAGGUUGACUUACGAGGAGAUGACGACAUUAUUGGCUCAAAUUGAAGCAUGCCUCAAUUCACGGCCUCUGUGUCAAAUGGAUGAUACGCUGGAGACUCUUGACCCAUUAACACCAGGACAUUUUCUGAUCGGUGAGCCACUAAUUGGUCUCCCUGAAAACGAUUAUGUUAAUAAAAACGUUAAUCUGUUGACACGAUGGCAGUUCAUUCAAAACAGAAUUCAAAAUUUUUGGAGAAGAUGGCAAGCAGAUUAUUUACAAACCUUACAACAAAGAUAUAAGUGGCAAAGGGUUGUACGAUCCCCAUCCAUUGGGGAUAUAGUCAUAAUAAAGGAAGAAGAUCUACCUCCAUGUAAGUGGCUUUUAGGAAAAAUAAUCACCUUACACCCAGGUUCAGACAAAUUGGUUCGAGUUGUUUCUGUAAGGUGCAAGGGAAAUGUUGUGAUGAAGCGGCCACUUUCAAAACUAAUUUUACUUCCUAUUAAACCUGAGCCCUAUUGA
Molecule: messenger RNA, 3000 nt
Organism: Parnassius mnemosyne (clouded apollo)
Lineage: Eukaryota; Metazoa; Arthropoda; Insecta; Lepidoptera; Papilionidae
Source: the annotation of a GenBank genome assembly